CCGAUUCAGAGCAGCCUAUCCGCUCAGACUCAGUCGCAUUGCCGCAACUCGGGCGGUGUGCGCGGUGUACCGAGCGAGAGAGAGGGGGGAAGAAACCAUGGGCAAACUGCACAGAUUCGAUAUCAGUUUUAACAACAACAAAGUGGUGUAUGGCCCCGGGGAGUCGAUUUCAGGAGCCGUGAAUAUUUGCCUCAAUAACCCCUUGCCGUUUAAAGCCAUUAAAGUGAACUGCGGGGGAUUGUGUGGCGUGUCGAGCAAGAUGAACGACACCUCGUGGACAGUGGAGGAGCCCUACUUCAACAGCACGCUGACACUGGCAGACAAAGGCACUCUUCCUGCAGGAGAGCACACCUACACAUUCCAGUUUCUACUACCAGUCUCUGCCCCGACCUCGUUCGAAGGCUCGUUUGGGAAGAUCAUGUACCGCAUGAGAGUGGUGAUUGACACGCCUCGCUUUGCAAAGGACUACAAGGUCGAGAAGCCCUUCUACCUGCUGAGCCUGCUCAACCUCAAUGAGGUCCCCAAUAUCGAGCAGCCCAGCACAGCCACCACCACGAAGAAGUUCAGCUACCUGCUGGUGAAGACGGGCACGGUGACACUGACAGCGAGCAGCGACCUGCGAGGGUACGCCCCGGGACAGGUGAUCAAGCUCUCCACGGAGCUGUACAACAAAUCAGGCAAGGACACGGGCAGCAUCAUCGCCAGCCUCAUCCAGAAAGUGACGUACAAGUCGAAGCGGGCGAUCUAUGACCUGCGCACCAUCGCGGAGGUGGAGGGGGCGGGGGUGAAGGGUGGGAAGAACGCAGAGUGGAAGGAGCAGAUCAUCGUGCCCCCCUUACCCCAGUCUGAUCUGAGGGGCUGCACCCUCAUCGAGAUCGACUACUUCAUCCAGGUUUCUUUGAAGUAUCCGGAGGUGCAGGUGACGUUACCCAUCUACAUUGGGAACAUCUCCAUCAACAGCCCCCCCAUCACCCCCUCCUGGACCCCCAGGCGUGCCGCCCCGGUCGCCCCCAGCGUGACCCCCAGCGCCCCUCCAGUGGAGAACGACCUGGCCAGCGGGAUGGACAGCGAGGAGAUCCCCACCAAGAGCCACUCCCAGCAGCAAUCCUACGGAGACCAGCCCCUGCCCGCCUUCUCCCCCAGGUCCUUCAGCUACGCCCCGGGCCUCAGCUUCCCCGAGCACUCUCAGCCGGACCCCAGCGGGACCUCCACCGGGCCUCUCUUCUGUGUCUCCACGGGGUCCACCAUCCCGUAUUUCACUGAGGGAGCCGCAGCACCCGUCCCGACGGCCUGUCCACUGAUCCUGCCUCCCGAGUACAGCACCUGGGGUCACCCCUACGAGUCUCCUCCAUCCUACGAAGACAGCUGCAGCAGCAACGCUGACGGGAAAUAGAGUCGGAGAGGGGUCCCUGUCUGGAACAGCACAGCACACAGUGACACGGCAGCCUGCCUGCCUCCCCACCGCUCAACUGCACUCAGAGGCAUUUCAUACAUUCUUCAUAUUUUUACUGUUCUUGGAAAAGGGAUCACUGUUUCUCCCUGUCCUUCGAAUAACGUUUUAUCAGACGAGAGAGAGAGAGAGGAGAGACUAUUGUAAUAAUAAUAAUAAUAAUAAUGAUGAUAAUCACCUGUAUUUCUUGGUGGGUCUACUUGGGCUCCAGUCCUCGGAUAGUCCUCAGUGCUGUAUACCUGGAUAAACCGUGUUCAACUCAACUCUGGACCCGAGAUUUUAUAGAUAGAUACUUUUCUAGUUGUAUUUGUUUGAAUACUAGCAUCUGUGAUGCCUUAAACAGAAAUACUACUGACUCUGCAUCGCGUCUCCUUUUUUAUAUAUCACUACCAAAGCUGGCCUUUUACACCCGGUGUCAAAACGAAAACGUGCUAAAACAUAAAACUAAACCAAAAAAGAAAAAGGGGGUGGGGGGGUUGGGACGUCAAAUGAGAACUUGGGAAGGUCGCCUCCUGGGUCUGAGCUGCGGAAUAUUCCAACGACGCGGAUUACAGAACAAAACGAGUGCGAGACUACGGGAGGAAAGCAGGCGUCGGGGAAACGUUCCUCUUCUGUGCUCUUAUGGAGUUUCGGGUUGUGAUCUCUGGAGCAUCUGCAGUGCAGCUCUUUGGACGGGGAGGGCGACUGCAAACACAGCGCCUGUUGAGAAUGUGCUGCAGCACAAGGGGUGGCAAGGGUUAAACUGAAUCACUUUACACAAAUAUCUAGCACUGACCCAUUCAUUACUAGCACAGCACUGGUCUGUCAGCUCCUGGGUACUGUAAGUAUGCACAAUACCAGACUGACAUACAGUAUAACAUCUGCACAGCCUGAGCUCCGUGUCUUGUAUUCAUCGGCCAUUCGUAAUACUGCAGAUAACCCCCUGCCUGCCUCCCGGAUGAAUUGUGUACCGUCAUGGCAAGAGAUGAGAUACCAGGAUAAGGAGCUGACAGAAGGAAGAGAGAGGGGAGGCUUCUUUUGAAGUUGCUGCAGUUGGAAGCCGCAGCCCUUCCUCCCUAUCUGAAGGGCGCCUGCUUGUUAACAUCACUGAUGCAGCUAUGGUGCCCGUGUGCUUUACAGAGUGUCAUCGACUGAGCCCUGCAGUGCGUCGCAGCACAGAACGGAGCUGCCUGCUGUCCCUUCCUCGUCCUUGAUUAAUGGGGUUCACUGGGAAUCUUGGAAGAGCGCUGAGCCGCUGCCCACGCUAAUGCCUUACUUACGUGAUUGUUUUUCUGUUGAAUGUGUUUUUUA
This is a messenger RNA of Polyodon spathula (Mississippi paddlefish), 2740 nucleotides long. Its product is annotated as arrestin domain-containing protein 1-like. Gene Ontology annotation, molecular function: ubiquitin-like ligase-substrate adaptor activity; ubiquitin protein ligase binding. The record is from RefSeq and is a predicted model, not a curated record. Gene Ontology annotation, cellular component: cytoplasm. Lineage: Eukaryota; Metazoa; Chordata; Actinopteri; Acipenseriformes; Polyodontidae. Bases 98 to 1393 code for a protein of 431 amino acids. Gene Ontology annotation, biological process: protein transport. The transcript is spliced from 8 exons.